AAGCAAAGGAAAAGCAAACGUGAGAACUGAAAAACAGUUGCUGGAGGAAAAGAUGGGAAAUAGUUCGUGAAAAGUGAAAUUUUACCAAUGAAAGUGUAAGCAUAACAAACCGGAAAAUCCUGCUUGUUUUUGAAAAUAAAAAAUAUGAAAUUCUCAUUAAAAAAGUAAAAUAUACAAUAUCAUAAAAGCAAAACUUUAAAAAGGGGUGCAGCAGCAGCUGAGCAGUAGAAACAAAAGAAAAGCUAGAGCGACGGCGGCGGCGAACAAAGAGCGAGGACAAACUAGUUUAGGGAAGUGCAAAAGAGCGUGGGUACAUGUGAGAGCGCAAAUAAAACCGCUAAUUGUACAAGCACAAGAAACUUUGAACAAUAACAACAAACCAAAAGACACCCUGCAAACGACACACGCUACGGAAACAAGAACGGCAAAACAAUCGUUAAGGGGCUAAUUGUGUUGGGUUGGAUAUGUGUUAUAUUUGUUGGAGGGAGCUUGUGGGGUUUGUUGGAUAGGGGGUAAACAAAAUUUGGAGUUCCGUGAAAAUUGAAGAGAAGUUGUGGUCAACUGAAAGAAAUGAGCAAAGAGCGAACUUUUAAUAAUGUCAAUAAAAAUUUAGAGGCGUCAAAUUGAGGCACAGCACAGCGGCCGAGCUGCGCUGUUUGCAGAGCUGAAGGCAGCAUACAACAGCGGUUUUUCAACGAAUGGGUCGCGGGCAGACACGAAGGCAGCGACGGUUACGUUGCCUAUGUGAGGCAAUACGACGGCAUUGAGUAUGCCAACAGAAGAGUUCGUUCCAACAAGACGUGUGAAAAGCAGCUGAAGAAUUUCAAUAAGGAUUUAUGUGAAGAAAAACUUUGAAUGAUGCAAUUUAAAAACCAAAAAAAAUUAUUGAAAUUUAAGUGCAAAAGACAUUUCUGAAAUUAAACAAAUUAAGUAAAAACAAUAUGGAAUGAAUAAUUAAAAAAAAUUACUAUACUGAAAUUGAGACGGGCGAAUGUGUAGUGAUGAUGUAUGGUCUAGGAAAUGUGCAGAGAAGUGGGGUGAAGACGAAGACAAAGGCAAGCAGCAAAGCAGUAGCGCUGGCGCAUGCAAAUUGAACGUACGCGUAUGUGAAUAGGAAAUUUAAAAGAAGUUGAAAAAAUACUAAUUGUUAGGUCAAAAUAUUCGAAUAAAUGUACGUAACUUGUAAUUAAAAGUACAAACAUUUUUAAUUUUUACAAAAACAGCAAGCAUGUGAGCGCAGAAAAGCAAUAUUAAACACUAAUAGCCGAAGAAGAAGCAGAAUAAGCAAAAGUGUAGAUAAGUAAAACAAGAAAAAACAGCAGAGCUAAGAAGCAAAGCAUUAUUUCGUUCAAGAGCAGAAAAAAUGUAUGCCGAACACAGAGAUUUGUGAAGUAGUGCACGUAAAAAAUUGAUUGAGCGUGAAAACGGAAAAAAUAUCAGAAAUAUUUGCAGAAAAGUGUUUUUAAUCUAGAAAAUCUAUGAGAUAAAAAGAAGAACGUUAUAAGUGAGCUAACGCAACGUGUCUGCUGUGGUGAAGUAAGACGACAAAUGCUGGUGUAGAAAAAGAUUGGCGACGUGUUCGAGGGGGCGUUGGGCGUAAACAGCUGUGGUCAUAGUUUUUUUCUGCGGUUGGAUGUUAGUAAAUUUGUCGAUCACAAAGGUGAUAAUCAAAUUCAUUAGUUCAGGUUAACUAGAUAAAUGGUCAACCAGUUGAUAGGCAAGUGGCUUGUUACAAAACCAGGAUGACUAUUUCAUUGUGUCUUAUUGAAAAAUGUGAAUACUUUGGUAAAGACAGUGCUCUCUCCGUAAUUGGGAGUUUAUGAUUGAUCUUUGAACAAAAUAAUACAAUAUAAUUCCACACAUUAAAGACAUUUGAUCACAAAUUGGCACGGUGAAUAAUAAGAAAAUAUUAAAAAAAAAAAAGAUUAAAGCGACUUUUUAAGAUCAAAGUCAAUAAUUUUUAGAUUGACUUUUCACACCAAUACCAUUAAAAACAUGACUACCGCCGAUUGCAUGGAAUCGCUACUCAGCUCUAUGUCAAGCACAUUUGAUGCUGAAUGCGCUACGAGCACCGCUGAAGGUGGUUCGCUGCUCAAUCACGAUUUGGCCGAAGACAAAACGUUGAAAUGGCGUACUUUGGUGAAUAAUCAAUUCGCAUGCAAAGAUAAGGACAGAAAAAUACAACCACUCAAGCAGCAGGCUACAUCUACGGCUAACAGCACCACUCAACAGGAGGGUAAACAAAGUCAAAACAGCAGUACAACAAGCAGCAGCAGCAGUAGCAACAACAGCAAACAUAUUAAAGAAGAGCAGUUGCUAAAGGAGGGUGACAAAAAGUUAGCGGUGCAAAACAAGGCCGGCGAAAAAGCUGCACUUGCACUUGAUAAACGAACACUCGAUCAGGAAGAAUGCACAUCUACCGCCGACUUCAUGGAGGAGCAAAUGAAGGCAUUGCUGGCAGAUGAUGAAGACGUGCAGCAGCAGCAGCUCAAUGAGUCCGCUGUAAAUGAGCCAACAAAUUGUGGGUCAACUGUCGGCAAAGAGGAAACUAUUGCUGGCGAUGAUAAAACUUCGUUGCAUGAAAGCGAAUCCUCAGCUGUUGCUGGCACAAGUGAUGACACGCCAAGCAGAAAGAGACGCAGCAAUACAAGCACAAGCAAUAGCAACUGCAGCAACUACAACAGCAGCAGCAAUGCGAGCAUUGGCACUCUGGCUCAAGGUCAGUGUGAAGAUAACUGUCAUGAUGACGUCUCGGACACAAAACGUGCAUGCAAUCAGGUUGUCCCGGUGGCCGCCGAUGCCCAACUGGAACAUAUUGUACCUAUGCAAGCGGAGCAGCUGCCAGCUAAUGCCAUUACAGAAGCUACAUUGGUUGCUGCUACUAUCACGGCAGAUGCAGCAGAUCUAGUUUUGGUUGAAUUGGAUGCAAUAAAGCAGGAUAUCGAUGAGGAAUUGGUGGCUUCAGCAGCAAAUAGUGCAAUGUGUGAAUUGGCGAUUGAUGACUCUUUAACUACAAUAAUAACAACAGCAGCCAAUGUGCCAACUACGGCUGAAAUACAGUUACCGCUUGGUGAGCACAAAAUAUCCGCCCUCUGCAGCAGUAACGGCAGUGCACCGACCAAUGACGAUCAGGGAGCGGCAAAAAGGAAUGAGAGUGAAAAAACAAGCGAUAGCACUGGCGACAGCAGUGAUGCUGCUGCUGAUAAAAAUACAUCCGAUGUGCGCGCGGCCAGCGUCAGUCCGCUACGUCGCCUACGACGAGCACGUCGAUUUUCCGAGGUUGCCGUUUUUAGCGAAGCACUGCCACAGACCACUACAAAAGCAUUGACGAAGGUGGAAAUUGAUGAAACAAUAAUACAACUUCCGGCAAAGGAGGAGACGGUACCAAAUUCAGUUCCUGUUGCUGCAAGUAACGAUGUUGCACUGCCUAUUACAACUACAGUGGCAGCUGGUGCGCUUGAAGCCGCGGCCGCAACAGCAGCUGCUGCAGCACAAGCACAACUUCAGCUGCAACCAGUGAAACGUGGACGUGGUCGCGGCAGAAAAAUUACUGUCACAAUGGAAGGAUUCGAACAAAGUUUGGAUGUAUUGGCAAAGGAGGAGGGCAAACAACAAUUGAAGCCACAGCAACAAUUGCCAGCAACAACGCCGGCGUUGCUUACGAUGGCGCAAGAGCGCAAACCGGUAGGACGUAGGCGCAAACAAGUCGAAGACAGCAACACUAACGGCACUGAAGGUACUGUAGUUGUUACUGUGCCAGCGAUUAAAAUCGAGACGGAUGCCGGCGAUAGUAAUGGCGGCAAGGACUUGUCGCUCAGUUCUGAUGCUAGCGCAACGGCUAGCAAUAGCGAUGGCAGCAAGCGAAUGCGACGCAGCGUGCGGCUCGGCAAUCGUUCGGAUGUCAGUGCAACGCCUGCCGGGAAUAACAAGCAGCUGGAGGGCCCACCCCUUGAGGAAAUCAAAAUCGAACCAGUACCCAGUGCGACAAAUCCCCCAUUGACACUCAUUGAUCCGCUCAGUUUAACAGAAUCAUCUAGUAAUGCAGAGAAAUCGCCCAUUUCUACGGCGGAGGAGCGCACACCGCCGAAGAAACGGGGACGCAAGUCGAAACUGCAUCACUUACAACAACAGCUACUCCAGCAGCAGCAGCAACAGCAGCAGCUCGAAAAGCCGCAGUCUAGUGCAAGCGGCGCGAAUAGCGAAAGCAGCGAUCAAACACCGCCUGGCUCGGCGACGAAGCGCGGCGCCCACAACACCUAUGCGGUCAUACCGAAACGCUCACAGCGCCGCAUUAAACCAACCACGAAAAUACUUGAGAACAGUCAACUGCGCUACGAAUUCGAAACGAACAAUAUUGUGCGUUUGACGCAGGCGCAUAAUUGGGAGGAUGGCGGUGGCGGUUUGCAAAACGCAAGCGUCCCUGAGGCAGCAGCUGCAGUUAGUAGCAGCCUAGCGGAAGCGGAGAAAACGCAACAAUCGGCAGGCAACAAGCAGCCAAAGCCCGAGAAGGUUGAGCGCGCAGAGGUGGUCGAAGAGAAAGUAGUCGCUUACGGCACGAAUUCUGUGAAGAAGAAAUUGUGUGCCAAACUGCUGCGCGACAUUGAGGCCUCGCGCGCCGCUUUGUUGGCGAAGAAACAAGCUCAAUUGACGCGCCCGCGCUGUCCGGAUGUGCAGAAAUUCCUUAGUGAAAUCAAGGCGUCCAAAUGGCAUGCGAACCGUUUGACGGAGGAACGUAAGCUAACCAAGAAGCAGUUACGCAAGUUGGCCAAACAGAAGGAAAAUAAUUUGCGGAAGCUGGGUUUGCGACGCAAUACCAGUGAAGAAGCGAGCGAUGUUGAUAGCUUGAGUGACAAUGAGGAGUUUGUGCCGACCACGCGUGUGCAGGUGGAGCGGCGCAGUCACACAUUGCGGCAACGUGGCGCGGCCAAGGAGACCACACCCAUGUUAACAGCGGCAACGCAACAAUCAGUGGUGGUGGCGGCGGCGCCUGCACGCGCGGUCACUGUAUCUCCGAUUAGCGUAAAAGCUGGACGUAAACCGCAUGCGCGUCAAAGAAAUGUUGCAGAAAAGCAAACAAACGUAACAACACACAAACAAACAGCGAGUGCGGGUGCGAGCGCGAGUGGUAGCAAGCAGCAAUCGUUGCAAGCGCCAGCGCUGGAGGUAAUCGAAAUUAAUGAGUCGUCACAAGAGCUGCAAUCGCCCAGAAGCCGGUCAACAGGUGCAGCUGUCUCAGCAAGCGCGCUCAACGCUAUUGGCACCGUGGUGCCCAUGCCAAUGCCAUCACCGCCUGCCAAGCAUCCACAGCUGCAACGCGGCUUGAUCUGCUACUGUGAGCAGAAGACACAAUUUUACACACGCAAUACGCCCGAAACGACAUACUGUUGGGCCAUUGACAAUAUUGAAGAGCAAAAAGUGGGCUGCAGCAAUCAGCUAAGUGGCGAGGUGUUCAAUUUGUUGCGUCCAAGUCAGCGUGUCAGCUACAUGGUGCUGUGCGAAGAUCACCAGAAGCGCUUGCGUACGCACAACUGCUGUGCUGGUUGUGGCAUGUUUUGUACUCAGGGUAAAUUUGUGCUUUGCAAGCGUCAACAUUUUUUCCACAACGAAUGCGCUGAGAAAUUCAUACUCAGCAGUCCCAUCGAUCCACAACAGCCGGCGAGUACCUACAAUAGUCGCACUUUGGUGCUGAAGUGUCCGCAUUGCGGCAUCGAUACGCCAGAACGUACCUCCAUCGUAUCGAUGAAAUGCCAAACAUUGCCUGUAUUCUUGCCUAGUCAGCGAGCGCCCAAAAGUAAAACUUUGAAAAUAUCGUUACCUACAUUGAGCGGUGCUCACCAACCGAAUGGCCAUUCCAUUGCGUCGCUGAGUGUCGCUGUAAAUAAUUCUUCAACUAGCAGUGACGCCGCUGCCACCAGUGCAGCGCCUAAGCACACGAAACCGCUUCAAAUUAAUUUCGAACAACUCAUACCCGAGUCCGUGAUGAAUGUAGUGCUGCGCGGCCGGGCGCCGAGCAGCAGAGAUGGACGACGUGGCACCGUUGGCAGCACACGCAGCUCCAUUCCGGAAUUCUCGACACGUGACAUGUACUAUGCGGUGAAAAAUGAUGAUCUCGAGCGCGUUGCUGAAAUACUCGCCUCCGAUUUUGAUGUGAAAACGCGAAUGCGCGAAUUUCUCAAUGGCACUUGCUUGCAUUUGGUCGCACUGUCUGGCACUUUGCCGAUGGCUUUUCUGCUCCUUUGUAAAGGCUAUGCUAAGGAAUUUGUCAAUAUGUUGGACCGUGAGCUGCGCACAGCGGCGAUGUGCGCCGUGUUGGGCGAUAAAUGUGAUAUACUCAAUUUGUUCAUACAAUGCGGCGCCGAUUUGGCAAUAAAGGGUCUGGAUGGCAUAACGUGUCUGCACAUUGCCGCCAAAUUGGGUAACCUUGAGGCGACGCAAUUGAUUAUCGACAGUUACAGGUCAUGUCGCAGUAUUUUAAGUUUUAUGGAUUUUAUUAAUGCCCAGGACGAUGGCGGCUGGACGGCUAUGGUGUGGGCAGCGGAAUUGGGCCACAUGGAAAUUGUGAGCCUCUUGCUAAAUCAUGGCGCCGAUCCGAAUAUUUGCGAUAAUGACAAUAACACCGUUCUACAUUGGGCCACGCUGCAUAACAAUGGCUUAGAGACGGUUACAAUGUUGUUGCAGGCCAGCACCGACUGUAAUGUGCAAAAUGUGGAUGGUGAUACACCGCUUCACAUCGCCUGUCGUCAUUCCAUUACCCGCCUGUGUAUUGCACUUAUUGCUAACGGCGCCGAUCUAAUGGUGAAGAACAAAGCAGGCGAACUACCCUACGAUUGUAUACCACACGAAGAUUCCGAGUGUGCGCGUACGGUCGGUUUCAAUAUGCAGAUGCGUACAUUCCGUCCUUCGGGGUUACGCAGCCGCAUUGUUUGCGAUGACAUAUCAAAUGGGCGUGAAAGGCGUCCUAUUCAGGUGGUGCGCAAUGAGCAGAAAUUGUGCGGCAAUGCAGCUGGCGCUGAGCAGAAUGGUGGCAAUGAGGAAAUGGCGGGUCCAUCGUCAACAUCGGCUGCCUCUAUUAGUCAUGAUGAAUCCGAUGAGAUUAUGUUGCCCGAUUUGAAAUAUAUAAAAAAAUCGAUAAUAUUACAAAAUUGUACACCAAUCGAUUACCGGGUGGCGCAGAUGCGCAUCUGCUCGUGUUUAGAUGGCUGUAUUUCAUCGCAGUGUCAGUGCACGGAGGCAUCUGGACAGAAUUGGUAUACCGCUGAAGGUCGUUUGUGUGCCGAUUUCAAUUUCGAAGAUCCAGUACCCAUAUUCGAAUGCAACGAUGUCUGCGGUUGCAAUAAGCUCUCUUGUCGAAAUCGUAUUGUACAAAAUGGCAUACGCAUACCACUGCAAGUGUUCGAAUGUAAUGAUCCGACUAAAGGUUGGGGUGUACGCACUCUGGUACAUAUUCCCAAGGGCGCCUUCGUCUCCGAAUAUAUCGGCGAAAUACUCAGUAAUACCGAAGCCGAUCGACGCACUGACGAUAGUUAUUGCUUUGAUUUGGAAAAUGGCCAUUGCAUCGAUGCGAAUUACUUUGGCAAUGUCAGUCGUUUCUAUAAUCAUUCGUGCGAGCCGAAUAUUGUGUCGGUGCGUGUAUUUUUCGAACAUCAGGAUUAUCGCUUUCCGAAAAUUGCAUUUUUCGCCUGUCGCGAUAUUGAAGCGGCCGAAGAGCUAUGCUUCGAUUAUGGCGACACAUUUUGGCUAUUCAAAAAUCGUCAUCUCUCGUGCAAAUGUCUAACAGCCGCUUGUCGUUAUGCGGCGGCCAAGCCAAGUGGGGGCGCUGAUGCUGCGCCAGCAAACGCACCGGUUUCAUUCAGCGUGCCACAGCAAGCGCCUGAGAUAGUUGUAGUCAGCGCUCAUGCAGCGGCAAGUAGUAGCAAUUUAAGAAAUGGUCACGCUGCCUAAAUAAGUAAUAUAGUUAAUUUAUAUUUUUUUUGUAUUUUUUUUUUGUUUUUGCAAAAAGUAUGGUUUUAAGUGUGGAAUUUAUGUUUGUAAAGUAAUUUAAGCAUUUAGUUUUUAAUAUUACAAAUAAUUAAAUAUAUGAAAAUGUCCAAGCAAAAUGUAACAAACAGCAAAGUAAAUGGUUUUUCUUUUUGUUUUUAUAAAAUCGUAGCAUAUUUCGUUGUUUACACUAUGUGCUGCCGCUGUAUGUUUUGCUUUUAUUUUUAGUUGAAUGCGUUUGUUAAUUUUAAUUUAAGUUUUAUUGUAAUCAAAUGAUUAAAAAAAAUGUCCUUCUAAAUAUCAUAUACAAAUGUAAGAAAUAUAUACUUAUACAUAAUCAUAGUAAUUUAAACACACUCUGCACACUGUUCUUUCAACAACGUUUCGCGUAGGUGCAACACUUUCGGGAUUUACAUUUUGUAAAUGUUUGCCAAAAGUGCCUUGAAUAAGUAAAGAGUAGCCGUAAAGCAAGCUUGAGAUAGACUGUGGGUGUCGACAUGUAUGCGGAAACUUUGUUGAAAUGAAGUAUUCAGAAAAUAUGCAUGCAAUACAAACACAUUUCUUAUAAAAAUAGAAUUUCUAAAAUGAUGAGACGUGUGAAAAACGCUAUGGAACUUUUGCGAAUCACUAAAAUUUAUGCUAAGAACUGUGCGCCGUUGUGGGCAUUCCACGUAAUGUCUAAUACUAUAUUUCGUUUUUCCUAAAUAAUUAUAACAAAUUUUAGUCAAAUAGGAAUUUAAAGAAGGAAUAAAAAAUAAAAUAAUAAAUGAUAAAAAAACAACUUUAUUUGAAAUAUAAACUUACCACCUUGAAUACAUGAAAUUGUUAAAAAAAAAGUAAUACAAAUAAAAACAUAGAGUAGAAAUAUUUAAUAAAAUCAACAGACAAAUAUAAACAUAACCUAAAACAUAUUUAUAAGCAUGCAACUUAUUUAAUGACAAACUAAAAUGUAAACCAUAUUAAAAUGUAAUAAAAUAUUA
Anastrepha ludens (Mexican fruit fly) is the source of this 8957-nucleotide messenger RNA. It is a transcript of the gene G9a, whose product is annotated as serine-rich adhesin for platelets. Gene Ontology annotation, molecular function: zinc ion binding; p53 binding; histone methyltransferase activity. The transcript has 12 exons. Lineage: Eukaryota; Metazoa; Arthropoda; Insecta; Diptera; Tephritidae. Gene Ontology annotation, cellular component: nucleus. The coding region runs from base 1996 to 7941 and encodes 1981 amino acids. The record is from RefSeq and is a predicted model, not a curated record.